AUGCAGCCUGUUACAGUUAGCUCAUCACUCCUGUCCUCUUCUCUUGCAGGCUACGUCCAGGAGGAACAGCUGAAGGAAGAGGAGGACCUAAAAGAGGAAGAAGAGGAGGAGGAGGACAGUGGUUCAGUGGCUCAACUUCAGGGCAGCAAUGACACAGGGACAGAUGAGGAGCUAGAAACUGUCCCAGAGCAGAAAGGCUACUUCAGCUGCCAAAACUCUCCGGGAAGUCACUUGUCCAAUCAGGACGCUGAGAACGAUUCUCUGCUGAGUGAUGCCAGCGACCAGGUGUCAGACAUCAAGAGUGUCUGUGGCCGAGAUGCCUCAGACAAGAAAGCAAACGCUCACCCCAAGCCUCCAAAUGAAACACAUAAUUGCAUGGAUAAAAUGACCGCCGUCUAUGCCAACAUCUUGUCUGAUUCCUACUGGUCAGGCCUGGGCCUCGGUUUCAAGCUAUCCAACAGCGAGAGGCGGAAUUGUGACACGCGGAAUGGCAACAACAAGAGUGAUUUUGAUUGGCACCAGGAUGCCCUGUCCAAAAGCCUGCAGCAGAACCUGCCUUCCCGAUCCGUCUCCAAACCCAGCCUGUUCAGCUCAGUGCAGCUGUACCGGCAGAGUAGUAAGAUGUGUGGGACCGUGUUCACAGGGGCCAGCAGGUUCCGCUGCCGACAGUGCAGUGCUGCCUACGACACCCUGGUGGAGCUGACCGUGCACAUGAACGAAACAGGCCACUAUCAAGAUGACAACCGCAAAAAGGACAAACUCAGACCCACGAGCUACUCAAAGCCCCGGAAAAGGGCCUUCCAGGACAUGGACAAGGAAGAUGCCCAAAAGGUUCUGAAAUGUAUGUUUUGCGGGGACUCCUUCGAUUCCCUCCAAGACCUGAGCGUCCACAUGAUAAAAACAAAACACUACCAAAAAGUGCCUUUGAAGGAGCCAGUACCAACCAUUUCAUCAAAAAUGGUCACUCCGGCCAAGAAGCGUGUUUUUGAUGUCAAUCGGCCUUGUUCCCCAGAUUCAACCACAGGAUCAUUUGCAGAUUCAUUUUCUUCCCAGAAGAAUGCCAACCUGCAGUUGACUUCCAACAACCGCUAUGGCUACCAAAAUGGAGCCAGCUACACCUGGCAAUUCGAGGCCUGCAAGUCCCAGAUCUUAAAGUGCAUGGAGUGUGGGAGUUCCCAUGACACCCUGCAACAGCUCACCACCCACAUGAUGGUCACAGGUCACUUUCUCAAGGUCACCAGCUCAGCCUCCAAGAAAGGGAAGCAGCUGGUGUUAGACCCACUGGCAGUGGAGAAAAUGCAGUCAUUGUCAGAGACCCCAAACAGUGACUCUCUGGCCCCCAAGCCAUCCAGUAACUUGGCAGCUGACUGUGCCACCUCUCCAACCGACUUAAAGAAAGAAAGCAAAAAAGAGAAGCCAGAGGAAACCAACAAGGAUGUGAAAAGCGAGGAGUAUGAAGACCCUCUACAAAAACCUUUAGACCCUACCAUAAAAUACCAGUAUCUAAGGGAAGAGGAUUUGGAAGAUGGCUCAAAGGGUGGAGGGGACAUUUUGAAGUCACUGGAAAAUACUGUAACCACAGCCAUCAACAAAGCCCAAAAUGGCGCACCCAGCUGGAGCGCGUACCCGAGCAUCCAUGCAGCCUACCAACUGUCAGAGGGUGCCAAGCCCCCCUUGCCCAUGGGAUCCCAGGUGCUGCAGAUCCGACCCAACCUGGCCAACAAGUUAAGGCCGAUUGCACCAAAGUGGAAAGUCAUGCCACUGGUCUCUGUGCCCAGCACCCUGGCCCCGUACACUCAAGUUAAGAAGGAGUUGGAGGACAAAGAUGAAGUUGGGAAGGAGUGUGGAAAGGACAGUCCCCAUGAGGAGGCAUCAUCUUUCAGUCACAUGGAGGGAGAUUCUUUCUCCAAAAGCGAACCACUUUCAGAAUCCAGAAAGGCAGAGCCAUGUAACCUGAAGGAGGAGGAUAAGCUGAUAAAAGACAGCAGCGACAAAGAGAAGCCCCAGGCCUUAGAGCCAAUGUCCCCUCUGAGCAAUGGAUGUGCCCUCACCAACCCUGCCCCAGCCCCGCCGUGCAUCAACCCGCUCAGCGCCCUGCAGUCCGUGUUGAAUAACCACCUGGGCAAAGCCACCGAGCCCUUGCGCUCUCCUUCCUGCUCCAGUCCGAGCUCAAGCACAAUCUCUAUGUUCCACAAAUCAAAUCUCAGUGUCAUGGACAAGCCAGUCUUGAGUCCUGCCUCCAGCAGGCCAGCCAGCAUGUCUAGGCGCUACCUGUUUGAAAGCAAUGACCAACCCAUCGAUCUGACCAAGUCCAAAAGUAAGAAAGCUGAGUCCUCGCAAGCACAAUCCUGUACGUCCCCGCCUCAGAAGCAUGCUCUGUGUGACAUCGCUGACAUGGUCAAGGUGCUCCCCAAAGCCACCACUCCGAAGCCUGCUGCUUCCUCGAGGGUCCCUCCUGUGAAGCUGGAAAUGGAUGUCAGGCGUUUCGAGGAUGUCUCCAGUGAAGUCUCCACUUUGCAUAAAAGAAAAGGCCGGCAGUCCAACUGGAACCCUCAGCACCUUCUGAUUUUGCAAGCUCAGUUUGCCUCGAGCCUCUUCCAGACAUCAGAAGGCAAAUACCUGCUGUCCGACCUGGGCCCGCAAGAGCGGAUGCAAAUCUCAAAGUUUACAGGACUCUCCAUGACCACCAUCAGCCACUGGCUGGCCAACGUCAAAUACCAGCUUAGGAAAACGGGCGGGACCAAAUUUCUAAAAAACAUGGACAAAGGACACCCCAUCUUUUAUUGCAGUGACUGUGCCUCUCAGUUCAGAACCCCUUCCACCUACAUCAGUCACUUAGAGUCUCACCUGGGUUUCCAAAUGAAGGACAUGACCCGAAUGGCAGCGGACCAGCAAAGCAAGGUGGAGCAAGAGAUCUCCCGGGUGUCAUCGGCUCAGAGGUCUCCGGAAACAAUAGCUGGUGAAGAGGACACAGACUCUAAAUUCAAGUGUAAGUUGUGCUGUCGGACAUUUGUGAGCAAACAUGCAGUAAAACUCCACCUAAGCAAAACGCACAGCAAGUCACCCGAACACCAUUCACAGUUUGUAACAGACGUGGAUGAAGAAUAGCUCUGCAGGUAUGGGUUUGCUCCCAGGCGAUGGUGACAGUGGCCUUGUGAGGAGCUUGUUAAAGGGAGCUGAGUCUGCUUAGAGGCAGCUGAUGUCUCCCAAGGCCAAGCAGGACAGUAGCUUGCUGCAGUAGACUUAUUUUUAUGAAAGACAGAACAUGCUAAGCCAGUCCUAACCAGUCUCCCACUCCCAGUUUACAGUGGGGGGCUAGAGUUACAUGUACUUAGAGAGGUGAAGUUCACAGUGACUGUUGCUUCCAGGUCUUCAUGAUUCCUGAGCCCCUUAGAGACCCAAGGCCCAACCUGCAGGGUCCAGCCCAGGCUCCCCCUCAUUUAAAUUACGAAUGCUAACUUCUCUCCCCAUUCCAUCCACCGUGUCAUACUAAUGACUUGUGAAAUGGAAAGGUGAGCAUCAGAAUGAUGAUCGGGGAGUCGCUAGGGGCGGUCACUACAGAGAUUUCGUAAUCAGCUCACGAAUAGCUUCAAGUUGUCUUUAUUAUUGUCACUUGUAAUUAAUGCUUUUGCAGCUUACUUUCAGCAACUGCUACCUUCCACCUCCUUGCCUGUGUUUAUUUCCUACAUUAAUUUUCCUAUGGAAGACCAGGUGCCCUUAAGGGGAUGGUAGGAAAAUAUUCUUUCUGCAGAACAUUGAGGUGAAAACAGCAGAAGCUUGUUUUCUUCUCUUGUCUUUUGGGUUUUUUGUUUGUUCAUUUUGUUUGUUUGUUUUUAGGAGACUCUGAUAUCAGGGUCCACCUUUCACAAAGAUAAACGCAAUGCAUGCCCCUGAGAUUUUAUUUUAUAUAUAGAAAUAAAAGGCUUUCGGCACACCUACGGUCAAUGUGCAUGGGGGUCCCACCGCUUCAAGAUAAUGUGUGUCAUAUAGCAUAAAGGUUCAGAUCUGUAUAGUCACCAAUGCCCAGACUUCCUAUGUCACUCCAGGAGAGAUGACAGAGACCAAGGUCAAUUGCCUGGGCAGAUGAGUAACCCCAGCCAUUUUUAAAUGAAUGUAAGCAAGGCUGGGUCUUAACAAAUCUCUCCCACCUCCCUUUUUGCAUUUUCCCUGCCUCCUUUUGUCUCCCUUCCAGCACGACACCCCCAUGUCAAGAGCCCUAACACAUGUCCAGGUUAUCCUCCUCCUGGGGCCAAACAUGAGAACCCAAAUGGGAACCCAACAUGAACCAAAGCUUCUGCACUUACCAGUCCAGUUUAUGCCAGGAGAGGCUACAGAUUGCUCUUACUUAAUUAAUUCACAAUAGGGAUGGAAAACUACUAGUAGUUGAACACGUAAGCCCCUCCCACCCCCUAUUGUCAGGGCAUUUACUUUCAAACAGGAGAGUUUCGAAUCAAGUCACACAGGUUUGGACACUAGGUGAGUUCCAGGUAGAGCAAGAUAUUUGUAUGGCAUUUGUAUGACCUCAUGUAGCUAGAGUGAUUUUCAGAGUGUGAGAAUAGCCAAAGUGAAAUAAAAAGUUAAAAUCUAUGACUCCCUCAGUGUGAAGAUCUAAGCUUCUGAUUUGGGUGGGCCCAAACGAAGACCUUCUUUCUUGUUUGCAUGUUUUUAUCAUGAGAAUUAAAUGUCACUGGCAGAUUCAUCUUCUGGUUUCCAGCAUGAUUUGUUUCCUCUAUUGAAUGAAAAGCCGAUAUACACCUGUUGAAUUCACACAUGAGCUUGGGGUUCUGCAGCACCCUAUUUAUUUGGUAUAUAACAUUUAAAUUUUAUGUAACUUGCUAUUAUGCUUUUCUGGUCCUUUAAAAAAAAAAGGUGGACAUACACAAAAUACCUAGAGAGAAGAAAGAUGUUUUAAAUCCAAUAGCAGUGGGUCCAAACCAUGGUGAAGAGGACGAAUAGGUGAUGUUUAU
This is a messenger RNA of Castor canadensis (American beaver), 4967 nucleotides long. RefSeq names its product teashirt zinc finger homeobox 2 (gene Tshz2). NCBI's taxonomy places the organism in Eukaryota, Metazoa, Chordata, Mammalia, Rodentia, Castoridae. Gene Ontology annotation, cellular component: nucleus. Gene Ontology annotation, biological process: regulation of transcription by RNA polymerase II. Gene Ontology annotation, molecular function: DNA-binding transcription factor activity, RNA polymerase II-specific; DNA binding. The record is from RefSeq and is a predicted model, not a curated record.